AUGCAAUUUCAGUUUCUAACCGCCUGUGUAUCAUCCAUCACAGUCUGCCAGAAUAUCAUAGUAUUUCUCCAGAUAAUUACUCUUCCUUCGUCGCUUCAAUGCAACCCUUCCCGCCCGAAACUCCUCAUCUUCUUCUUCGUACACCAGAAAAUGUCCUCCAAACCGCCCGAUAUUACCGCCGAUCUCCCUCCCUCCGUUCUGGAUUUCCGAGAGUACGACGACGACGCAUGGUACGGCGUCCGUCUCGUCCUGGAGGGCGAGACGUUGACGGUGAAGUUCUUAGACUUCGGAGACGAGUCCGACAAGCGAUUGGGGCCGUCCGAUUUCGAGGACCCGAAAGCGUUGGACGAUUUCGCGGAACGGUUUCGGCCGACAUCUGUACAGUUACAGGACGGGGAGUGCCGGAGAGUGAUCGAAGGGAAGACCGUCUGCGCUUCGCACACGUUCGGAGAUAACGACGUUAGGUUCUACGACGCCGUCGUUGAAACGGCGAGUUUUCCGUUUCUUCUUCUUCUUCUUCUU
Molecule: messenger RNA, 522 nt
Organism: Magnolia sinica
Lineage: Eukaryota; Viridiplantae; Streptophyta; Magnoliopsida; Magnoliales; Magnoliaceae
Exons: 1
Molecular function (GO): chromatin binding
Source: RefSeq, a predicted model, not a curated record